Messenger RNA from Cricetulus griseus (Chinese hamster), 1143 nucleotides. Lineage: Eukaryota; Metazoa; Chordata; Mammalia; Rodentia; Cricetidae. The record is from RefSeq and is a predicted model, not a curated record.
AUGGCUUUGUUCCUGCUCAGAUGGAGAUGCCCUGAAAGACAGAAGAAUCCUUUGAUUCUUCUGAGAGAGAAGUGGAUAGCCACCUCCACCCAUCCUCACCCCUGUCCCCACCUCCACCCCUACCUCCGCCUGGGCCCCACCCCUAUCCCUCCCUAUCCUGCCCCUACUCCCUUAUCUCCCCCACCCCUGUGGCUGCCGCUAGUUGAAGUCGUUCAUUGUUCUUCUUUCUUCCCCGUUUUACAGAGGAAGUCUGUGCUUGUGGUGAGCUUCAUAGCCCUGUGCCUCUUGCUGCUAGCCCUGCGCCUCAUCAAUGACAUGAAUUUCCCUUUGCUACUGAACUGCUUUGGACCACCUGAGACAAAAUGGACCCCAUUGUCCUACACAUUCAGGCAGCCUCUGCGAACUCACUACGGGUACAUAAACGUGAGGACCCAAGAGCCUUUGCAGCUGGACUGUGGCCAUUGUGCCAUAGUGUCAAAUUCAGGCCAGAUGGCUGGGCAGAAGGUGGGUGAGGAGAUAGACCACUCUUCCUGCAUCUGGAGAAUGAACAACGCCCCCACCAAGGGUUUUGAGGAAGACGUUGGCCACGUGACGAUGGUUCGAGUUGUAUCACAUACCAGCGUUCCUCUUUUGCUAAAAAACCCUGACUACUUUUUCAAGGAGGCAAGUGCCACCAUUUAUGUUAUCUGGGGCCCUUUCCGCAACAUGAGGAAGGAUGGGAACGGUGUUGUUUACAACAUGUUAAAAAAGACAGUUGAGCAGUACCCCAGUGCGCAGAUUUACGUGACCACGGAGCAGCGGAUGAGUUACUGUGACGGAGUGUUUAAGGAGGAAACUGGGAAAGACAGAGUCCAGUCUGGCUCCUAUCUCAGCACCGGGUGGUUUACCUUCAUCCUGGCCAUGGAUGCCUGUUACAGUAUCCACGUCUACGGGAUGAUAAAUGACACCUACUGCAAGACAGAAGGGUAUAGGAAAGUCCCCUAUCAUUACUAUGAACAAGGAAAGGAUGAGUGCAACGAGUAUCUUGUCCAUGAGCACGCCCCCCAUGGAGGACACAGGUUCAUCACGGAGAAGAAAGUGUUCGCCAAGUGGGCUGAGAAGCACAGAAUAAUAUUCACACACCCAAACUGGACAGUGUCCUGA